UCCCGUCUGAGCGACACGCCUCACAACACUCCAAAAAUGGUGCUAAAUAAGAGGAUGGAGAGAAGGCGUGGCGGUGCUGUGGUGGUGGUGGCACGGGGCGACGGUUGGGGCAGGCAUGGGAGGGCCGACAAAUGGGGGUGGGGGCGACGAGAGGGAGGGGGAACGAGAGGGCAGGAUCAGGUCAUGUUCAGUGCCGUGAGAGGUGUCGAGGCGGCCGGACCAGUGGCAGCCUCACCACCACCACACCCAGAGCCAUCAACACCAUCAAAACCACCAUCACCAUCACCGAGGCUACACCGUUACAGCUUGGAGCCACACUCGUAUACACACACCACCACUACCAUCACCACCACCACCACUACGGUCGCACUCAUCAUUGCUCUACCAGUCAGUGAGGAACCUAUAGUCGAAGUUUGGUCUCCUGUCCCGCCUCGACCAAGGGCCGCAAGAUGAGGUGGCGCCCGGUGUGGAUAACGCUGGUGGCACUUCUCACGCUGGUCAGCGUCACGAUGGCCUCCCAGACCAUAGGCACGGGGAAGCGCGGCCAACUAUCGGGCCGCUACAAGGGGAGGAAAAAUUUCAAGCCCAUCACCGGCACGUACCCUUCCGUGGAGGCAAAGGACUACUACACCAACCCCAAGGGCGCCAAGAUCACCAAGUCUUCCCACUUCAACUACCAAUAUGUGUUGGGCCACAAGAUUGUGUUUCUGUGUGUGGCAAAGGGCAUUCCACUGCCCCAAAUAACAUGGUUCAAGGAUGGAGUGGAACUCUAUGCCCAUAGGUACAUGCAGUUGCAUGAAUGGAAAUUUGGAAACAACUUGAAGAGCAAGAUGGAGAUUGAUCCAGCCACCCAAGCUGAUGCCGGUAUAUACGAAUGCCAUGCGAACAAUAAAUAUGCAGUGGACACAAAAGCCUUCCGCACGACCUACGUAGCAGAGUUCAACAAAUAAAACUACUGGAAAUUCCAUCCAAGUAGCCAAGUAUGAAUGGUUGAACAUUUGCUUUUCGAGCAACUGCUCUCUAAACCUUUUCCUUUAGAGUUAUGGGUAGUCAACAUUUACUCUGUAGCAAAUACUCAUUGUAAACUAUUCCAUUACUGCACCAUAAUAACUAUAUCUUUCAGCACAGGGAAAGUUCAACUCAUGCUCAAGAAGUAUGUUGUACUGAUCCAAAGAUUACAUUACUGUGGGCUCUAUCUCAACACUGUUUUAUAUAAAACUGAGAAAGGUUAAGAGAAAUUUCAAAGCUGUGUGCCAUCACUUCAAAUCAAGGGCAAUUUCUUUAGUCAGUAGAUGCAAAGGUUACAAAAUGCGUAGUAUCCUAGGCAGUGCCACUGUGGGCUGGAAUAUGGUAGUGUUUACAGGAGAACCCCGCCAAUGUGACUUCCAAAACAAUGUUUUCAACAAUAACUGCAAGUUAGAAUAGAUACUAAGCUUCUGCACAAACAUUUAAAUUCUUUUGAAUAACAUACAUAUUUUGCUGGAAGGAAGCAUCAGACUGCAUCUUGUAUAACAUAUGAUUGCUAUCAUCUUGAUGGUGGGAGAUGUUGUAAGAUUUACAACUGUAAUGGCCCAGGAGGCAGAUUAGGACUAUGAAGGCCCUAAGCCCUGGGGUACCCUUUAGCUCAAUGUUAGUGUCCACCCACCCUACAUCUUGAGGGCCAGGGUUUGAAUCUCAGGUGGGUUGUUGAGAAAAAGAUGUAUUCCCGAGUAAAUAAGUUUCUCAUGUGCUUUAAGAAGUGGCAGUUCCUCCCAUGACAAUGGUGGCAUAGCAGUGGCAUUCAUUCUUGUGAUGUGUUUCUCCCCAUUAAAGGGGCAAGAAAUUAGAUGCCUUGCAUCUCUUUUAAGGGGGAUUUCAGGUCUCUCUACCAUAGAAAAUGCAAUGUGAAGAGGAGUAACUUUGAUACAAUUAAAACACGAAAGAAACUGAUCUAAUUGGGUAAAGCCACAGAUAAAAACUAUGAGGGCCUCAAGCCAUAGGAUACCCUCUGGGUUAACACCAGUGUGUCUGCCUCACGUCUCGAGGGUCUGGAUUCAAUCCCUGGGCGGGCUGUUGGAAAAAUAUUUAUCCCAAGUUGAUCAAUUUCUGAUGUUCUUUGAGAAGUGGUAGCUCUCCCCAUGUCACAAUAUCUCUAAGGUUUACAUGAAAGGUGUUAAAAUUAGUGUUUCCCAACAAGAAAGUGGAAGAAUUUGCAACUCAACUCAUAAAACCGUGGUACUCAAGACAUGGUGGUCACAGUUGCAAUGGCUUCCUUUCCUCAUGCAUGUUGCAUCAUGUCUGCUCCUCAGCCCUGCUACAAGCAAGUCAAGUAGUAUCUGAGAGCAAAGCUGAAUGGCAGUGCAAUGGCUUCAGACAUGUUUAAGGAGUUUAAUGACCUUGGGCCACAAGGUACCAUUUGUCUUAAUGCUAGAGAGUCCACUCUGUGUCUGGAGAACCUGGAUUCAGUCUGAGUGAGUUGUUGAGAAAAAAAAAAUCCCUGGAGUAGAUCAAUUCCUCGCAUAUUUCGUGGUGGCAAUUACUACCUCCAACGACAGAGGUGGCAUAGUGUUGGGCAUCCUCUCCUGAGUUGUGUUUCUUGCUAGUGAUGUGCCAAGAAAACAGAUGGCUUGUGUUCCCAUGAAGGGGUUCUGGUCUCACUACCAUAGAAAAUGUGAAGGUAAAGUUGGGAGCAUACAAUAUAGCUGCACGUGACAACGGUGCUCAUCUCCAUUUCAUUAUCCUUUUGAACCUGUGGUGGAAGAGAACCCUUAACUUGCCACAGUGCCAGUGUAACAUCCGGCUUACCACAGUUUACCUUCCCCAGGUAUCCCCACGUACCCAUUUAUUGACCAUCCUGAAAGAAAGGAUGAACAGCUGGCAGGGCUGUGCAGUGAAUGCCCAGGCUGGGGUUCAUGCCCAGGCCCAAAGAUUUGUGGUCAAGGACACUAACCACUGUACCGCAGAGGCGAGUAAAUAAAAUGGAAACAAAGAAAUUUAUCUAAAUUGUAGAAGAGAAGUCAUGUAAUGGCCUGAGAUAUGGAUAAAGACUCUGAAGACCUUGAACCGUGAGGUGGCUUGACACCAGAGAGUCCACCUCAUGUCUCAAGGGCCCGGGUACAAUUUUAUUCUUGAUUUAGAUCUAAUCCUCAUGUGCUUUGAAAAGUGGCAACUACUUCCAUGGCAGUGGCUGCCUAGUGAUUGGCUGGGUAGCUUCAAGUAAGCGAAUGUGAUUCGCUGCUGAAUCUUAUGAUGUAAUGGCAAUGUCACUGAGGCCUCCACCACUCAGCUGUUUCUGCCACUACAAUAUCUCUGCAACUUCCAUUCUAAAGUAGGUGAUAAGGCCCUUUUAUAAGGUGAGUUUUAUAUUGCUCAUGUCGAUUUGAUAAUGAUUCUUAUUACUUCAUAUGUAUAUAGAGAGAUAGGAGGGCUUCAUAUGGGAUAAAUAAGUGAAAGUCCUGGGGUGGCUGCACCAAAAAAAACAAUGUACAUGUAUUUUAAUGUCACGCAAAUAACAUUUCCAUUAUUCAAAGCAUUUUUCAGGCACCAACUAGAUGUUAUUGAUGAAAUUCUAUUGUCUAAAUCAUAGGAAGAUGUUCAAGUGAAUAUUUCAUAAAAUAAUCCAAAUUAAGUCCUUGUACAUUCAGCAAACCUAAUAUGUUGCUUUUGGAUAUGUCAUUUUAAAAAUUUACUACUGCAAUGUAAGAAAUAUUAUUCAUUCAUUGGUAAGGUAGCCACUACUACAGCAAACAGCUUCAAUUUUCAAUGUUUGAAUUUUAGUCUAUUACUUUAUGAUCUAAAAACAUAUUUAUACUGUUUUAGUGGUUACUUGCACUUCUGUUAAAAAUGCCAAAGCAAUAUUUACUUAAAUUAUGCAAAACUUCUACUAUUUUAUAAUGCUAAGAAUUCAAUACUUUAGUGAUAGGAUUAUGAAUAUUGGUGUAAUCCAAAUUACUAUUACUUGAAUUAUCACAAAAAUGCACUCCCAUUUUAAGUUUUAGGCACUGGUGCCACAUAUUUCAAGAACAGAGACUUGCACAAUACCCUUCAUAUGUAUAUAUCAAAUUUGUUUUGUAUAUCCCUUUUCUUUACUGACUCCAAAAUGUUUAUCAUGUAGUGCAUUAUGCACCAUUUUCCAAUGUCAAGCUGAUACUUGACUUUUUCUAUAUGCAAACACAAACAACUCUGCUAAAAUAUGCACAAAUUAAAUACCAAACAAGACUUAGUAACAGGUUUAGUGAUUUGAUGUUAAUGCUUUACUACCUGUGUAUUGAACAAUAUUGACUAUAUACACCCACAGAUAUGCUCAUCUAUUUACUACACUAUCAUCAGACUUGUCUACUAAGAACUCAAUAAAUAUUUUUAAAACCUUUGGCUAUAUUGGAGUAAAGCAUCGAUGACACAGGUUACUUAGAAUACUAACAAUGGACGUGCAACUCUUAUCAAAUGAGAAUAAAAGAACCUGAUGCUAAUGUUUCUCAGGAUGCUUAAAAACUGGUAAAUUGUCAGAGCAUACAGAACAAACUGCCGAGUUGAUCCUAGAUUAAAAAUUCAAUUGUAAUUUGUUGCUUUCAAUUGCCAAUGUCGGACAAUGAUUUCUUCCAUUUUCCUCAAAUGAACUAAACUCCAAUGGAGUUUCAGGCUUUACUGUUGUAAAAGUAAGUUUUCCACUCCUAUGGAGUUGUAUAUAGUACUUUGUCUUCAUCAGAAUAAAACAAAUGUGCUAUAUUUAAUAUAGUCAUAAAAUUUUCAUA
Messenger RNA from Eriocheir sinensis (Chinese mitten crab), 4730 nucleotides. RefSeq names its product immunoglobulin domain-containing protein oig-4-like. NCBI's taxonomy places the organism in Eukaryota, Metazoa, Arthropoda, Malacostraca, Decapoda, Varunidae. Gene Ontology annotation, biological process: cell adhesion; axon guidance. The record is from RefSeq and is a predicted model, not a curated record. Gene Ontology annotation, cellular component: plasma membrane. The transcript has 4 exons. Bases 450 to 950 code for a protein of 166 amino acids. Gene Ontology annotation, molecular function: protein binding.